AAGGGUUAUGUGCAGAGGCCCCGCCCCUUCCUCCUCCUCUGCUGCACACGGAAGUGCUGGGCUCAGAAACUAGUCAGCUGCUAAUGGUGCAUGUUGUUGUAUCGCUGUUUUGUAGUGAGUACGAUUGUUGUGUUGUGUAGGGGAGGUGUGUUGUGUAUUAGGUGAUGCUGUGUGCUGGAUUAUAUUCUUAUACGUGAGCAGUAAGGGAUAGCUCAUGCCACCACAUAUAACACCCAGCUCCCUGUACAGCCAGGCUGUGUGUAGUAUAUUUCUCACCUGUAGAUCUCAGUUAGAAGGGUCCAGGCUGUGUGUAGUAAGUUGUUCUUGUGUAGAUCUCAGUAAGAAGGGUCCAGGCUGUGUGUAGUAAGUUGUUCUUGUGUAGAUCUCAGUAAGAAGGGUCCAGGCUGUGUGUAGUAAGUUGUUUUUCUUGUGUAGAUCUCUGUUAGAAGGGUCCAGGCUGUGUGUAGUAUCUUUCUCACCUGUAGAUCUCAGUUAGAAGGGUCCAGGCUGUGUGUAGUAUCUUUCUCACCUGUAGAUCUCAGUUAGAAGGGUCCAGGCUGUGUGUAGUAUCUUUCUCACCUGUAGAUCUCAGUUAGAAGGGUCCAGGCUGUGUGUAGUAUCUUUCUCACCUGUAGAUCUCAGUUAGAAGGGUCCAGGCUGUGUGUAGUAUCUUUCUCACCUGUAGAUCUCAGUUAGAAGGGUCCAGGCUGUGUGUAGUAAGUUGUUUUUCUUCUGUAGAUCUCAGUUAGAAGAGAAAAGACUGCUUGCAGUAAUAUACAUUAGAGGGAGUGCUGUGUGUGUGUGUGUGUGUGUUCACACCCUAGGACAGUAUGAUGAGUGUGAGUGCACUGAUCAUUAGCUUCCUGCUCCUCUGUGAGUUCUCUAUGGGUAGGGGGUCGCUUGUUGAUGAUCUCCAGAGCUCUGACACUUCAGAUUUGAUGGCAAGAUCAGUUUGGGCAGAGCAGCUUUCUCUGUCUCUGCUCCCAUCCUACUCCUCCCCCGAUCACCAAAUGGACCCCAAUAUGUGUGUCCAGCUCCUACGUGAAUUUGCCAACAAUAGUGCCGAUCUCAGCAGCUGUUUGGCAGGUAUGGCAUGGCCCGUGCGAGUGUGCCAGUAUUGCUACAAGGAAUACCAACAACUCAAAGCUACAAUGACAAAGAUCACAAGUCCUCUGCAGAACAGCAGCACAUUAAGCUGUGAGACCACAUUGCUUCGCUCUGAUAGGGUUCAAGUCAUUGUUGCACUUAAUAAUUUCUAUGAUGAUUUGUGGACUGAUUCAAAGUGUUCAAACUGCAUAAAUAAGAACAAAACAAAUGUACUGGACAGCACAGCUGCAUUUAUGAAGUUAUUUGACGAGUUGAUGCAUUGUUUCAACAGCACCAAGGGGUCAACAGCCCCAGAUCAACAUGGCAAUUUUUCACAUGUUUGCCAGAUGUGUAAUGUCACCUACAAGAAUCUGAGUGAUCAGUACACUAACUUGGAACAUGGCAAGCACCUGUGUAUCGAUUUAGAAGAUGCUAUGAACAGCACUCGUAAUCUUUGGAGUAGAGUAUUCAAUUGCACGUUGCCCUGCACGGACACUAUUCCAGUGGUUGCAGUUUCAAUAUUCAUCCUAUUCCUGCCUGCUAUUUUCUACUUAAGCACCUACCUUCAUUCUGAUCAAAGGAAGCGUAAGCUGAUAUUGCCAAAGAGGUUAAAAUCAAAUGCCAACUUGGCGCACAUACAGGAUAAAAGUAAUUGAACGACCGUAUGACUAAAAAAAGAAGAAUUGCACUAGAACAAACAGUAUUCCGCUUGGAGUGGACACAUUCUAUGCAAGGAUUUGUGAAGAUUUUCAUCUUGGUGUCACAAGUCUUGUAUAUACCGGUACACAAUGGACCUUUUCAUUGCUAGAAUGUAUGUAUGACUGCAUCUCACUAUAUGUACUGGUACUUUAAACACUCAUUCUCACUGUGGAUUGUGUUUUUUCCUUUAAAACAGAAUUUAUAAAAAAGAAAAAAUUUAGAAAAUGUAAGGAUGUGUGCUUUGUUAAUCUGCUUUUUUAUAAAAAAAAUUGUUAUUCACACUCUGCUCUGUUCUAGAAACAAAUCUAACUGUAGAUGGUUGGAAGAUGCAGCUAGUAUAAGUACAUCAAGUCUGUCUUCAUAUUUGAAUUCCCUGCUCAGGAAGCAGUGUGAAAUGUAUUCUGUUGCACUGUUCAUUGUCAGUAUAACACUGGGUACUUGCUGGCUAGAGGAAAUUUCAGCAUAAUGACCUCAUCAUUGUGGUAAUGCCCCUUCGUUGUCGGGUUAGAUGGCUAUGGUGGGGCACUGACCAAGCUAUAUACCUUAACCUUUGCACAACCUUAAAACACAAACUGAGCCUUUCAGAUUUUUAAUGUUACAUUUUUGCUGUGCAUUUAUAUUGUUUUGUUUUCCAAGUUUCAUAAAUCUUGUGUUUCCUAUGUCAUUCUGGCCUACAUUAAACCAGAUUAUGAGGAUGUUGUAGAUAUAGUGUAAAGUCUUGAAUAGAAUUAAAAAUGUUUUAAUAUACGGUAUAUAUCCAAAUCAAAUGGAAGAGCCUAAUGGAAGCCUCCCUAUUGUUUUUAAUUUAAGUGUUGGAAUCUUACAUUAAAUCAUAAUAGUUUAA
Molecule: messenger RNA, 2629 nt
Organism: Rana temporaria (common frog)
Lineage: Eukaryota; Metazoa; Chordata; Amphibia; Anura; Ranidae
Gene: OSTM1
Product: osteoclastogenesis associated transmembrane protein 1
Exons: 6
Coding region: 831-1742 (303 amino acids)
Cellular component (GO): cytosol
Source: RefSeq, a predicted model, not a curated record